AUGGCCUCCACCACCACUUUCCCCCCUCCCCCUCCCCUCGGCGAGUCCCAGGCCGGCCACGUCCCGGACCAGGGCCCCGCCAAGAUCCACCUGUGGACCGCCGGCACGCCCAACGGCUACAAGGUGUCGGUCCUGCUCGAGGAGCUCCGCGACGCGUACCCCGAGGCAGCCAAGAACGAGCUCAGCUACGACGUUUCCAAGAUUAGCAUCUGGGAGAACCAGCAAAAGCACCCCGACUUCCUCAAGAUCAACCCCAACGGCCGCAUCCCUGCCAUCAUCGACGACAACGUCACCUCGGUCAAGGGCGGAUUCCCCGUCUGGGAGAGCGCGAGCAUCGAGCUCUGGCUCGUGGAGCAGUACGACAAGGAGAACAAGCUGUGGUUCGCCGACCCGCUCCUCCGCGCGCAGGCGCUGAACUGGAUUUUCUUCGCUCACGGCGGCGUGGGACCCAUGCAGGGUCAGACGCACGUCUUCUUCCGGUACGCGCCCAUCAAGAUCCCCUUUGCCAUCAAGCGCUACCACGAGGAGACCAAGCGCCUCUACUCGGUCCUCGAGGACGGCCUCAAGGCCGGUGCGGGCAAGUGGCUCGUGGGCGACAAGUACUCCGUUGCCGACAUCAACGUGUUUGGCUGGGUCCGCUCGGCCGUCUGGGCCGGUAUCGACCUCGCCGACUUCCCGCUGCUCAGCGCCUGGGCCGACCGCAUCGAGAAGCGCCCAGCUGUCCAGAGGGGUAUCUCGGUCCCGGACGCGCCCAAGGACCUGAGCUCGAUCAAGGACGAGUCGGUCAAGGACGUCAACGCGUGGGUCGACAAGGCUAAUGCCGAGCUUGAGGAGAUCAAGAAGCAAAAGGAGGCCACGGCGUAA
Molecule: messenger RNA, 864 nt
Organism: Apiotrichum porosum
Lineage: Eukaryota; Fungi; Basidiomycota; Tremellomycetes; Trichosporonales; Trichosporonaceae
Exons: 3
Coding region: 1-864 (287 amino acids)
Source: RefSeq, a predicted model, not a curated record